Dalotia coriaria is the source of this 2017-nucleotide messenger RNA. It is a transcript of the gene peng, whose product is annotated as Pumilio and CPL domain-containing protein penguin. The record is from RefSeq and is a predicted model, not a curated record. Gene Ontology annotation, molecular function: mRNA binding. The transcript is spliced from 4 exons. Bases 135 to 1979 code for a protein of 614 amino acids. Gene Ontology annotation, cellular component: nucleolus. Gene Ontology annotation, biological process: regulation of translation. Lineage: Eukaryota; Metazoa; Arthropoda; Insecta; Coleoptera; Staphylinidae.
AGAGUUAUUAACCAAACAUAACCCCAAUUAUACUUCACGUGUUCGUUUACUUGCUUUCAUUUAGUGUAAAUAACGUGGUUUGCUUGUUAAAGACUUCAAAACUAUUGCUAGUGAAUAAAUUCUUGUUUAAAAUAAUGAAGACUAAAAACCAGGAUACCGCAGAAGGUUCCCCACCCAAGAAAGCAAAACUUUCCACCCCUGCAAAGCCGAAUAAUAAAUCAGUUAAAAAACCCGCACAGAACACCGGUGGUAAAAAGUUUGAAAAGUCCAACAAAAAUGCCGCAAACGCGAAUAGCAAGUUUAAUAAGAACCCAAAACCCCCAUAUGAUAAAGUAAAAAACGCAAAGAAUGCCAAAGGCGCGCUGCAAGAGAAACCCGCCGACUGGAAUGAGUUUAAAAAGGAGAAGAAAGAACUCCGGCUGAAGCGCAAAGCCACCCGUAGUCUCAUCGACGUCAUCACCAAGGCGAAAGCAAUCGGUGAACAAAUCCGCGUGAAGAAGAUGGAAGGCGAACAGCGCACGAAACUUAUCAAGGAACUGCAUCAACUGCUUGGAAAUCAGGGGAAUUAUGUUAAGUUUGUUCUUUCACAUGAUAUGGCCAGGAUUGUGCAGUAUAUGUUAAAGUUUGGUUCUGCACAAAUUAGAGAUGAGAUAUCUUCAGAAAUUAUCCCAUCCACCGUCAUAAUGCUACAGUCAAAAUACGGAAAAUUUGUCGUCAAGCGCAUGUUGAAGUACAGCAAUCAAGAAAUUCGCUCGAAAUGCAUCCAGGCCUUCUACGGGAAUGCCGUGAAGCUCUGCACUCAUGCAGUGAGCGCUCCUGUGUUCGAAUACGCCUACAGCGAGUUUGCAACGCCGGCGGAUAAAGUAAACUUGAUCCAAGAAUUCUUCGGCGAUGUGUACAAGCAGACGAAGGACACCAGCGUUAAGCACCUGCGGGAUGUAUACAAACACAGCAAAGACAUCAAGGCGGCUGCGCUGAGCACAACCAAAGCAAACCUGCAACGAAUAUUAAACAAAGAUUUACUGGAUUCUGGUCUUGUGCAGACUGUGAUCGCACAGUUUUUGAGCGAGUGUAACGUUGAAGAUCGCACUGAGUUGAUCUCACAAUUAUCCCCGCAUAUUGUUGUUUUGAGUAACAGUAAAGACGGUGCUAAAGCCGCCAUGGUUUGUUUCUGGCAUGGAACAAAUAAAGAUAGAAAAGCAGCAAUGAAAGCAAUCAAAGAGCACGUAGUUGAGAUGUGCAAACAUGAACACGCUCACACCGCAAUUAUCUGUCUGUUGGACUCAGCUGACGACACCGUGUUGUUAAACAAAGCCAUCUUGGCCGAGAUAAUCAACAAAUCCGAAGAAUUAAUUGUCGACGAUUGGGGCCGACGUGUAUUGGCAUGGAUUGUCGCUCCCGGCGACCGCAAACAGUUUCAUCCUCAGUUUAUAAACGAACUGGAACAAGGUAGAAAGGAAUCUACCUGUAAGAAAGACACAGAGGUGCGUCGCAAGGAAAUCAUCGAUCAUUGCGCCAAACCCCUCCUGCAGAAAAUCGCCGAGUUGCCGAAGACGUGGUGUCUGGAUGCCAAAGCUCUACUCGUCACUGCGCAAGUGCUUAGGAAUGACACAGUGAUGGAGAAUGCCGGCGAGGCAUUCAAAGGUUUCGCUCAGCUUGUAGUUGAAGAGGUGCAAGCAGAUGGACAGCUGUACAUCGAGAACAGCGGUGUUAAUAUGUCGCUUAAAAAGUUGAUCCAGAAUGACAAAAAUAUUCAGGGUGAUGAUACUCUUGGCGCAGCAAUCGUCAACUGCUUAACUGAUGAUAUUGUUCAAUCUUGGGUGAAACUGAACAGAGGCUGCUUCCUCCUGGCUGACAUCUACUCAAACAACAAGCUAUCCACACAGGAACAACUUAAAACACUUCUAGAACCCUGCGUGAAAUUGCUGAAGACACAAAAGACGAAAGGAUCCGAGAUUCUGUUGAAUAAACUUGCUUAAGUUGCAAUCAUUUUUCAUAAUAAAUUUCACAAACAAAA